Molecule: messenger RNA, 530 nt
Organism: Carlito syrichta (Philippine tarsier)
Lineage: Eukaryota; Metazoa; Chordata; Mammalia; Primates; Tarsiidae
Gene: ARL8A
Product: ADP ribosylation factor like GTPase 8A
Exons: 7
Coding region: 42-458 (138 amino acids)
Biological process (GO): anterograde axonal transport; protein transport
Cellular component (GO): lysosomal membrane
Molecular function (GO): GTPase activity; GTP binding
Source: RefSeq, a predicted model, not a curated record
CCUUCGUCAACGUGAUCGCGUCAGGACAGUUCAAUGAGGAUAUGAUCCCCACCGUGGGUUUCAACAUGCGCAAAAUCACCAAAGGGAAUGUGACCAUCAAGCUCUGGGACAUUGGGGGACAGCCGCGUUUCCGCAGCAUGUGGGAGCGUUACUGCCGAGGAGUGAGCGCCAUCGUGUACAUGGUGGAUGCUGCUGACCAGGAGAAGAUUGAGGCCUCCAAGAAUGAGCUCCACAACCUACUGGACAAACCUCAGCUUCAGGGCAUCCCGGUCUUAGUCCUGGGUAACAAGCGAGACCUCCCAGGAGCGCUGGAUGAGAAGGAGCUGAUUGAGAAAAUGAAUCUGUCUGCCAUCCAGGACCGAGAGAUCUGCUGCUACUCCAUCUCCUGCAAAGAAAAGGACAACAUUGACAUCACCCUACAGUGGCUUAUUCAACACUCAAAGUCACGGAGAAGCUGAGACCGCGGCCCAUCUCCCUCGGACCAGGGACCGAUGUCAUCCAAACCCGAAGCCGAGCUCCCCGCCCACCCC